This is a messenger RNA of Coregonus sp. 'balchen', 14035 nucleotides long. Lineage: Eukaryota; Metazoa; Chordata; Actinopteri; Salmoniformes; Salmonidae. The record is from the annotation of a GenBank genome assembly.
GACUUUUUGAAUUGUUAAGGCUUCCCCAUCACUCUUCCCCUUGGGGUUAUCCUGCCUCUGGUGGUCCCAGCGUUUAGCAGGUUGUAGGUAAGGAGCUCAUCUCUACGCACCCUUGUGCGUUCCAAUCACUGGUGACUGGUCUGAUUUUGUGCUUUUAGGCCUAUAGCUACCCAAAUCAAGAUUAACUGAUUCCCCUCCUCCAGUACGAUAUAUGCACUGUGAUGAUUCCCAAUCUCUGUACCUCAAAUCUCUUAAAGAUAGUGAUAGUAGAAGAGAGAUGUAGCCUACCAAAUGUGCAGUGCAUGGCACUGCAAAUGUUAAUUUCUCCAAUUAAUAAAUGUUCCUGUCUCUGAGGAUGCUCAUAUAUGUAUUAAUGUAUUUUUUUUCCUGCUGUGGUUCUUCAGGGAGGGACAGCUCUGAUGAUGGAGAAUGGACAGGGCACAGGUGGGAAGCUUGGCCUUCCGCCUCUCACCCCAGAGCAGCAGGAGGCUCUACAAAGGGUGAGCCUACUACAUAAACAUUACUAAAUACAUGUGUAUACGUAAUGACUCAAGAUCUGUCAAUUUACCUGUGGUUCCAUUAUUCUCUCUAACGCUGACUGACUUUUCUUCAGGCAAAGAAGUAUGCCAUGGAGCAGAGCAUUAAGAGUGUCUUGGUGAAGCAGACCAUUGCCCAUCAGCAACAGCAGCUCACGAACUUGCAGGUGAGACGUGCUGAAUUCUCUACUCCUGCAACUAAACUCUCCAUCCCCUUGAUCAUAUGUUCUUAUCUCUUAACACCAACCACAUGCACUCAAUUAUAGCCUUGUUUCUAAGAGUAACUUGGACUAUUAGCUAGAUGGUCACAUAUCAAAUUAAUAGGAUCAGCCUUAGUAACUUUGUAGUUAUGAACAUUACUUUAUUGUUCAGUUGCACAAAAACAUAGUAACCUCCUCCACAACUGCAGCACAGCAUAUACAAGUGUAUUUCUCGAUGAUGGGAUAGGGAUGUUUGUCCUCUUGCUUCUGCCUCUUCUUUUUCAGUUGGAGAAGAUCAACAUGAAGACUUAGUUAAACAUGUUGAAUGUUUGGACUUGUUCUCACAUAGGGCUUUUGAAUGUCUUGAAUGUGGGGUAAUAUUGUGAAAUGCUUUGGGGCAGAUUGGAGUGGGUGGGACUGCAGAGGGAAAGUCAAAUCAGUCCUGAAAGCUUUUUAGGAGAUGUGUGUCAAAGCUGAUGUAUAGCAAAGCAAUAACAUUUGAAAAAGCAAAGCUUAAAUAUAUAUCUAACCUACUUUUCAGCACCUUUUUCAUCUUUACUGUCUUUCAGAUGGCAGCAGUGACAAUGGGCUUUGGAGAUCCUCUCUCACCUUUACAAUCGGUCAAUAGAUUAUUAAACUUUUUUCUCUGUUCGCAUUCCUCUUAAAAAGGACGGUUACCCUUCUUUGAUUGGCCAUCUGCCCUCAGUCCUAGCCAUAGCAGCUGACCAAAGAAAGCAUAUUUCAAAAGAAGACAUGGUUUUUAAUAUUAUAAUUAUGAGGGACCAGUUCUUACACACACACUGUUUCUGCUUAAUUCAGUCUGGUUAAUGAAACCGUGUGUUUGUAUGCCCACUGCACCAUUUCAGAAGAAAUGCCCUGAAGUACUUCCACUAGUGGCGACAGCUGUUAGUUGAUGUAGUUUUUUUUUUAUACUGAUAGUGAUUUAUAAUGGGACUUUGGGUUAUGUAUGAUGAAUUCGUACAUUUGAGCACAAUACAAACUUCAUCAGUGCAUUUUAGCAGUACAUCAUGAUGGCUUUUUACGCUAGCCUGAAAUGGCUAUCCAAGAGGGGUCGAGAAUAUUAACAUGGGGAAGACCAUGUCUUCUUUAUAAAUAUGCUGUUACUUUGCAUUGAUUGAAGCUGAAAAAGCCAGCUUUGGUGUGGGGCUAAAGAGGGUUAGCAGUCUCUUUCAAUAACCAAAAACAAGAGAACUGCUCAAACAGGAAUCACUUUUUGGCAAUCUCAAAUUUUAUGUUGUAAUAGGGGGAAACACUUUUCUCUUCUCUAAUAGAUUAGGCUGUUAGUUUUGCCUGUGGGUGAUAGUAAAAGCAGCUAUGCUCAAGUAAAAAUACUUGAGUAAAGGACCCAGUAAACUCUGCUUUCAGUGGUUAACCAUCCCUCCCUCCCCUUAGAGACGUAAGUGUAAAAUGUUUUCCUUAGGCUUUUUAUGGAUGCUUUUCAACUGAUAUAGGUGUUUAUUUCAUUUGUUUGCCAUGUUGAAAUGUGUCACAAUAUACAGUAUAUGCAGCCCUGGACUACAGGUCAGUUUCAGGAGCCAAAUAUUAGCGAAAGACAUUCAUGUUAUCACCUUCACUGCUUUCACCCAUAUUAAUGCAGUAAUGAGAAAAACAUUUUUACGUUGCUUGCAUUUACCAAAUUGUUAAUCUUUGUAUAGUUUAGUAAUAGUCGCAAAAUCGUUGUUCAGGACUCAUGUUGCAUAUGCCCAGAUUGCAUCCAUCCCUGACAUUGGCCUGUAUGUCUAUUGUUGGGAAAAGCAAACACCAUACAGAAAUUAAAAAAUAUGUAUGUACAUAAUGAGAUUUCAAUGAAAGAAAAUCACAAUUUACCCAUACACAGAUUGAUUUGGUGUGUUCUUGCUUUCUUAGACACCCUAAACAUCAUGGUGUGUUUUUCUCCGUGGUUACCAGGUGGCGGCUCAGCGGCAGCGUGCUCUAGCCAUCAUGUGCCGGGUGUAUGUGGGCUCCAUAUACUAUGAGCUUGGGGAGGACACCAUCAGACAGGCCUUUGCCCCUUUUGGCCCCAUCAAGAGCAUUGACAUGUCAUGGGACUCCGUUACAAUGAAGCACAAGGUCAGUGUAUAGAGCACCCUUAAACUACAUCACACAGCAUUGCAAUAUGAUUAGAAUUUAGAUCUGUAAUAAAUAAUGUGAGGGGAAACUUUUAAAGCACAACUGGAGAAUGUGGCAUGCACGUGUCUGUAAUGCAGUGGACUGUUGUUCCAUGGUUGUGUGUCUGUCUGUGCAGGGCUUUGCCUUUGUGGAGUAUGAGAUCCCGGAGGCGGCACAGCUGGCUUUGGAGCAGAUGAACUCAGUCAUGCUUGGGGGCAGGAACAUCAAGGUGAGUGGCCUGGAGAGGCAGCCUGUCCGGCCCAGUGGAAGUGGACCUCUCAGAACCCCCUCUCUAUACCCCUGGAAAGAGGGGUGCUCCUGCUAUCAUCUUUUUAACCUUUAUUUUUUAUUUUAUUUUUUAUCGAGAACGCAUGGAACCAGUUUGAAAUCCUCAUUUCGCUCUUUCCGUGUAACUGCACUAUUAUUUCUGUGUGAAUCACUAAUUGGUAGUCUCUAAAUUCUGUAUGGAAGUGUAUCUAAAGCCACUCAUUUCUUUGUCUUUCUUUGCUUGUAUGUAUGUCAAUUCAUUUACAGGUAUGCGUGUGUGUUUGGGUGCGUGUGUGCGCACAUGCGCACGGGUGUGUUUUUUUGUGAAUGUCUGUGCUGUGUUCUGCUUCCAUGAUGUCAUCACCACAUUGUUUUAGUGACCAGUUCCUCUAGGAUGCCCGGGCAGCGUGUGAUGAUGCGUUGCUCUGUGUCCGAGAUGUGCUGAUGAUGGGCUGCGCCUGGUUGGUGUCGCUUGGCCGCCCCACCUGCAGCACAGAUCAUAUACUACAUAGCCGCUCAUAGAGAAGCUCCAAACACUAGCCUAUAGAUGGACAGUUGUGAGAGGAGAUACCUCCGACAUUUCGGUCCUAGAAAGUGUAGUGCCAGCCACACGUGUGGUUUUAUCUUGUUCAUUUUAUAAGCAUUUCCACUAUCUGAUCCUCAGCUGCAGCUCUGGCUGAGGCAAUCUGAACAUUCCUUUUAGUGUUGUUCAAACGUGCCUAAGUGAGUGAAGCAGCUAUUACAGUAGAAAUAUAUUCUAGACGGGCUAUUUUCUUGAUCUCUUUUUUUAAAAAAUUUAUUACGUGUGAUCUUCGCUAUAGUUAAUUUCCAGGUGACGAUUUUAAAGUGAACAUCUAAGUUGUUGGUAUGUUGUCAGUUUCCAUAAUCUAGAAAGAAAAGGGGGAGUGUGAGAGAAAAAAAAGUGUCAAUAGAAGGCAUUGUCUCUAGGUUAUAGUGCAGGUUGUCAAGUUUUAUAUCACUCGUAUUACCUAAGCCUUUGCAGAAAGCCCUGGUGGAAAGAUGCUGUUUAGCAAGGCUAUUGGAAACUUGGCGAAUAAUACAUUGGGCUGCAAUUACAUUUUAGUCAUUUAGCGGACGCUCUUAUUCAGAUUGACUUACAGUGAGUGCAUACAUUUUUUUGUUACUUUUUCGUACUGGUCCCCGUGGGAUUCGAACCCACAACCCUGGCGUUGCAAGCGCCAUGCUCUUCCAACUGAGCCACACGGGACCAAUUGCAAAGAGAAAUGGUAUCCUACGAUCUCUAAUUGCAUUGCUCCAGUUGAAGGCGUUAGGUGGUUUUGUAGCUCGAGGUGUUGCGUUGCUCGGUCAGUGGCUGUGACACCCCACUCAUUGGCCCUGUGCUGGUAUCUGUGCUGUAGGUGGGGCGGCCAGGUAACAUUGGUCAGGCGCAACCCAUCAUCGACCAGCUGGCAGAGGAGGCGCGCGCCUACAACCGGAUCUUCGUGGCCUCCGUCCACCCUGACCUCUCAGACGAGGACAUCAAGAGCGUCUUUGAGGCCUUCGGGAGGAUCAAGUCCUGCACGUUAGCCAGGGACCCCACCACGGGAAGACACAAGAGCUUUGGCUUCAUCGGUGAGCAGAGAGGCGUUUGGCGGCCCUCAGGAUGUGCUGUUGCUGUGUGUUUGUUCUCCUAAUUCCUCUUUCCCCCCCUCUCUCCCUGGCAGAGUAUGACAAGCCCCAGUCGUCCCUGGACGCAGUGUCCUCCAUGAACCUGUUUGACCUGGGGGGCCAGUAUUUGCGGGUGGGCAAGGCCGUCACCCCGCCCAUGCCCAUGCUGACUCCCACCCAGCCUGGUGGCCUGCCGCCCGCUGCAGCCGUGGCUGCUGCAGCAGCCACCGCUAAGAUAACGGCCCAGGCAAGUAUGAUUCCCUUCCAAAGGGAUCUAUUGGCCUUCCAGGUAAAUAUACCUCUGAUAUACAGUGAGCUCCAAAAGUAUUGGGACAGCGACAUGUUUUGUUGUUUUGGCUCUGUACUCCAGCACUUUGGAUUUGAAAUGAUACAAUGACUGAGGUUAAAGUGCUGACUGUCAGCUUUAAUAUGAGGGUAUUUUCCAUCUGUAUCGGGUGAACCAUUUAGAAAUUACAUCACUUUUUAUACAUAGGGGACCAAAGUAUUGGGACAAAUUCACUUAUGUGUAUUAAAGUAAAAAUAUUUGUGCAGGCCUCGCAAGUGGCGCAGCGGUCUAAGGCACUGCAUCGCAAUGCUUGAGGCGUCACUAUAGAUCCGGGUUCGAUCCCAGGCUGUGUCGCAACCGGGAGACCGAUCAGGCGGCACACAAUUGGCCCAGCGUCGUCUGGGUUAGGGGAGGGUUUGGCCGGCCGGGAUGUCCUUGUCCCAUCACGCUCUAGCGACUCCUGUGGCUGGCUGGGCGCAUGCACGCUGACUUCGGUCGCCAGUUGUACGGUGUUUCCUCUGACAUAUUGGUGCGGCUGGCUUCCGGGCUAAGCGAGCAGUGUGUCAAGAAGCAGUGCGGCUUUGCAUGGUCAUGUUUCGGAGGAUGCAUGGCUCUCGACCUUCGCCUCUCCGGAGUCCGUACGGGAGUUGCAGCGAUGGGACAAGACUGUAACUACUUAUUACAAUAAGUGACUCCAAAAUGACUACUUUAUUUACCAUUAAUUUCUAUUGGGCACAAAAUAAUCUGAAACGCAACCAAAACAAACAGCAAAUGCAUCCACGCUUGAUGUAGUCAUUGCAUGCUAUGAAUAUAGGACCAAAUACUAAACUUUUUAAUACAAUACACAAGUGAAUUUGUCCUGAUUUUUAUUUUUGUUCCCCUAAAAAUGGGGGGACUAUGAACAAAACGUUCUGUAAUUUUGAAACGGUUCAUCCGAUAUGAAUGAAAAUACUCUAAUAUUAAAGCUGAAAGUCUGCACUUUACCCUCCGUUAUUGGAUCAUUUUAAAUUCAAAGUGCUGGAGUACAGAGCCAAAACAACAAAACAUUUGUCACUGUCCCAAUACUUUUGGAGCUCACUGUAGGUAGCUAGGUGUAACCAUUAUUUAAAAUGUGCUAAGUAAAAUUCAUAUACUAAAGAUAGAAAUGUAAUGUAUGUGCAUAUAAAGCUGAAUAUUCUAUUUUCUGUGUGCAAUAAGUAAGAUAUAUUUUGAUGUGCCCUGCCGUUGUAGAAUUUGAUAUAAUAUUUGAUGAAUUGAUAAUGCAGAACCCAUGCAGGGCAAUAUAAAGUAUUCUAUGUUCACUGCUCUGUGUUUGCUAACAAAAUGUGCUGUGCCAUAUGUGCUUGUGAUGUGAGCUCAACCCACGGUUGCAAAAGUUUAUCCCCUGUGAAAAGAAGGCUGCCCCUCUUUCCUUGUCAUUUUUAAGUACUAUAAUACUAAGAAGCAAAGCUCCUCCUGUAAACUAUACUGAACAAAAAUAUAGAUGCAACAUGCAACAAUUGCAAAGAUUUUACUGGGUUACAGUUCACAUAAAGAAAUCAGUCAUUUGAAAUGCAUUCAUUAGGCCCUAUUCUAUGGAUUUCACGACUGGGCAGGGGUGUAGCCAUGGGUGGGCCAGGCCACUGGGGAGCCAGGCCCAGCCAAUCAGAAUGAGUUUUUCCCCACAAAAGGUUACACGUGGUCUGACGUUGGAGGCAGCUUAUUGUAGAGAAAUCAACAUUCAGUUCUCUGGCAACAGCUCUGGUGGACAUUCCUGCAGUCAGCAUGCCAAUUGAACGCUCCCUCAAAACUUGAAACAUCUGUGGUGUUGUGACAAAACUGCACAUUUUAAAGUGACCUUUUAUUGUCCCCAGCACAAAGUGCCCCUGUGUAAUGAUCAUGCUAUUUAAUCAGCUUCUUGAGAUGCUACACCUGUCAGAUGGCUAGAUUAUUAUGGCAAAGUAGAAAUCCUAACUAACAUGGAUGUAAACAAAUUUGUUCACAAAAUUUCAGAAAUAAGCUUUUUGUGUGUAUGGAACAUUUUCUUGGAUUAUUUUUUUCGAGCUCAUGAAACAUGGGACCAACACUUGUGUUUAUAUUGUUGUUCAGUGUCAUUGGUUGUGGAAGCUAAUUACUCCCUGGAGUCUCACUGCUCAAGCAAGCACACACCCUCACUGCUAUAUCUGGCACUGGCAACAGUAGUCAUAGUUCUGUUUAGUAAUAAAUAGUCUUAUGAGUUAAAUUGAUGUUUAUAUUGACAAGUUUUAGUAGUAGAAUAUAUUAUAUAUAUUAUUUUAUGUAUAUUGGCCUGGCACUAUAGUAAUCUGACAUGAGCCUUGAGGACAGGAGAGUAGGGUUGGGCUAUUUUACCAUAGUGUCGGAUAUUGAAGAUGAUUGACAGCCAUCGUUGAUGGUGAUUACAUUGUGAUGUGACAGACGAUGUAUAGCCUAUUUCAACUUGACUGACACCGCAGUAAAAAGCUGACCGGGCAGCCCACAGCACUGCCACGCCAAGUGGCCUAUUCCUUAGGUUAUGCAGGCUAUAGCAAUUUCAAUAAAUAUGUUAUAAACAAUUUACAGAAUGAAAGAGAACAAUGUAGACAGAGCUAAGAUUUUUACCAAAGCAGCACAAAAUGUCCAGUCAGAAUAAUUAAUUUUUUCCUAUGUUGGAUGAUCUGGGCCAUAUAGUUGAAGCCUAUUUAAUUUUUUAUAGUGGACACUAAAAGCCCAAUUCUGUAUUUUCUCUCCAUUUGAUAUGAAUGUCUUUCUCCCGCUGCACUAUUCAUGAUCAAACAAUGAAUUUAUCUGCGUUCUAGGCUUUAUCUAAAGGAGUUCUCAAACUUAAGUAAUUUUGGAAUAACCUGAUGGGCCUAAGAUGAGGUAGAACAAACAAUAGCAAGAUAGAAAAAUCGAACGAGUAGUUUGAAGAAAUCUUAAAGUUGUGAAAAGCUAUAAAAAUCAUAUCAUGCACGCAUCCCUCUUGCCGUUGCGAACCAAAUGGCCAAAGUCCAAAUCCUACUAAUUAAAAUAGCCUAUCAAAAGUAUUAAGACAAGUUAAAGUUAUGAAGAGUGUUUUCCAAAUAGGAUAUUCUAAUUGUGUUUAAUGUCCUAAAGUUGCAGCCUUCAAAUAAACUCAGCAAAAAAAGAAUCUUCCCUGUUUCAGGACCCUGUCUUUCAAAGAUAAUUUGUAAAAAUCCAGAUUACUUCACAGAUCUUCAUUGUAAAGGGUUUAAACGCUGUUUCCCAUGCUUGUUCAAUGAACCAUAAACAAUUAAUGAAAAUAACGCAGGUGACAGUGAGGACGUUUCUUUUUUUGUUGAGUUUAGUAACAUUUGUGAAAGUCAGUCUAUAGGCUAUUUUUUAUGAAUGACAACUAUUACAGGCAACAAGAAGUGAAAUUGAGCAAACAAUAUAAAGAUGGAAAAAUCAAAUGAAGUCAAAAGAAUUUACAGCUGAGCAAAGCUUAUGAAAGAAACUGUGUAGAGUAGGCCUAUUUCCAUAGCCUUUUAUUAGCAAUGUAGGCUACAACCUACUUACAACUUAUAGAGGAGCUUAGGCCUAAUAAGAGAAAGAUUAGGCAAAAAUGAUCCAGUUCUGGGGACAGCAAAGUUGCGUGCUCUGCAGCCGCGCCCAUCACAUGACGCACAGCCAGCGAGGCUCCUGACUGUCACUUGUGCGUCGGCACACACACACACCUCUUUCGUGCAACAGUUCCAAUAGCGAGGAAUAGGCUACUAAAAAAAGAUUUGGCUCUAAAAUAUAUUUUGUCAUGAUUCCUCUCAUCCCUCCCAUAGGCUACAUUUCCUUUCGUAGGAUAGCCGGAGGCAAAGUCAUCAUUAUCCGUUGGAUGAUUGGUUGAGCCUUCUUGGUUGCGUGACAUCACUCCGAGCCCGUACCAAAAUACAAAACAUGGCUGACAACUUAUCUCGCCUCGGAUCUAAAACCAGUAGUAACCACCAACUUCAAUGAUGGUUAUCUUAAAAAUAAAAUGCAUAUCAUUAGGCCCUAAUCUAUGGAAUUCACGACUGGGAAUACAGAUAUGCAUCCAUUGGGCACAGAUGCCUUAAAAAAUAGGUAGGGGGGUGGAUCAGAAAACCAGUCAGUAUCUGGUGUGACCACCACUUGCCUCAUGCAUCACGACACAUCUCCUUCGCAUAUAAUUAUUCAGGCUGUUGAUUGUGGCCUGUGGAAUGUUGUCCCACUCCUCUUCAAUGGCUGUGCGAAAUUGCUGGAUAUUGGCGGGAACUGGAACAUGCUGUCGUACACGUCGAUCCAGAGCAUCCCAAACUUGCUCAAUGGGUGACAUGUCUGGAGAGUAUGCAGGCCAUGGAAGAACUUUGACAUUUUCAGCUUCCAGGAAUUGUGUACAGAUUCUUGCGACAUGGGGCUGUGCAUUAUCAUGCUAAAACAUGAAGUGAUGGCGGUGGAUGAAUGGCACGACAAUGGGCUUCAGGAUCUCAUCACAGUAUCUCUGUGCAUUCAAGUUGCCAUCGAUAAAAUGCAAUUGUGUUCGUUGUCCGUAGCUUAUGCCUGCCAAUACCAUAACCCCACCGCCACCAUGGCACUCUGUUCACAAUGUUGACAUCAGCAAACCGCUUGCCCACACAAUGCCAUACACGUGGUCUGCGGUUGUACUGUCAAGUACGUCCAACCGACGUUGGAUGCGGCUUAUGGUAGAGAAAUGAACAUUCAAUUCGCUGGCAUUGUGUUGUGACAAAACUGCACAUUUUAGUGUACUUUUAUUGUCCCCAGCACAAGGUACACCUGUGUAAUGAUCAUGCUGUUUAAUCAGCUUCUUGAUAUGCCACACCUGUCAGGUGGAUGGAUUAUCUUGGCAAAGGAGAAAUGCCCACUAACAUGGAUAUAAAGAAAUGUAUGCACAAAAUUUGAGAGAUAAAAUAUAGAUAAACUUUUUGUGCGUAAGGAAAAUUUCUGGGAUCUUUUAUUACAGCUCAUGAAACAUAGGACCAACACUUUAUAUGUUGCGUUUUCAUAUUUUUGUUCAGUAUAGUUUAUUCAGUGACCACUGCAUUUAGAAGGAUAGCUACCGACUGAAAUGUAGCUAGCUAGCUCACUGGCCAGCCACUAACGUGACUAGCAAACUAAUCGUGGAUGACCUAUUCUUUGAUACAUUUAGGUUAACUUGCUCAUAUCGAGCAUUAGACAGCUUGUGGAAAGGUAGAAAAAUAACAAUUAGUGGACUCGUUUUAUGAAUGAUCAGACAGUGAAACUGAAAUCGAUUGGGUUUCCCAAGUUGUUCAGUGCUUACUGCUCAUGCUGGUGAGCAAGCUAAAGGCUUGUGACGUCACUCACCCAAGAAGGCUCAACCUUUGCCUCUGACUAUCCUACGAAAGGAAAUUUCAUCUCCCGUAGCAUGCGAGCUUGCGCUAGUGGUCCUUUUUAGCUGUCUUUUUUUUUUAACCGUUUUUUCUUCAAUGUUUUUUGGGGGUUGGCCAAUAGGAAGCAAUAUCAUCGUAUAUCACUAUGUUUUUAUGGGUACUUAAUCACGAUAGGACAAAGGUUGACAUCCCCCAACCCUAAUGCAGAGUAGAACACUAUACAUGCUGUAUGAAGUCUGACUGUGCAACCUCACUGUGUUUUCCUGCUAAUGCGUCCCGCCCCUCUCUCAAGGAGGCUGUGACCGGGGCGUCCAUCUUGGGGGCGAUGGCCGGGGCGAACCAGAUGGGCCAAAUGGGUCAGAUGGGUCAGAUGGGUCAGAUGGGCCAAAUGGGUCAGAUGGGCAUCCCUCAGGCAGUCAUGGCUGCCCAGGCCCCCGGAAUGAUCACAGGUGUGUAUCGAGACAUGUGUGAGUACAAAGAGUAUUGUCCACUGACCUAUGCACUCACUUAGGUCUGUUGGAAUCUUGUUAGAGGAUCGUUUAAAUGAUUUCAAGUGUGUAUCUUAUCUACUCAAUGCUACAGUGUUGAGAGGGAUUAUCUGGUCAGCCAGGUUUUGUAGUUUUCCAUCUGAUCCUGCUCAUUAGAGAUUGUGUUAAAAAAAAACUUGACUACAGUUGGUUCACAUGAGACCAGUUAGAGAAACAAGAAAAUUGCAACAGAGGAUUUGACUCAUAUGAAUGGCCAUGUCAGGUCUCGGAGAAACCAUAUCAAUGAAAAUUUAUAUUUGUAUGGCUGAUGCAUGUGAAUGUCCCUGUAGGUGUGACACCAGUGCGUCCUAACCUGCCAGUGCUGCCCCAGGUGGGCCUGGUCAACCCUGUGCUGGCCUCACCGCCCGUGAUCACCAACCCAGCCCAACUCAACCCCUCUCUACAAGAGCUUCAGAAGAAGAAGCAGGAGGAGAAGGAGAUGCUGCAGGAUGGGACAGGCCAGGAGAUGUUGAGCGACCAAGAACACAUGAGCAUUUCAGGAAGCAGCGCCAGACACAUGGUCAUGCAGAAACUGCUGAGGAAAUCAGAGGUAAGAUCAGACAUGACGAUAUACAGUGCUUUCGGGAUGGAUUCAGACCCCUUGACUUUUUCCACGUUAUGUUACAACAUUCUAAAAUUGAUUUAAAUUGUUAAAUAAAAAAAAACAGAUACCUUAUUUAAAUAAGUAGUCAGACCUUUUGCUAUGAGACUCAAAAUUGAGCUCAGGUGCAUCCUGUUUCCAUUGAUCUUCCUUGAGAUGUUUCUACAACUUGAUUGUAGCCCACCUGUGGUAAAUUAAUUUGAUUGGACAUUAUUUGGAAAGGCACACACCUGUCUAGAUAAAGGUCCCACAGUUGACAGUGCAUGUCAGAACAAAAAACAUGUCAUGAGGUCAAAGGAACUGUCCAUAGAGCUCCGAGACAGGAUUGCGUUGAGGCACAGAUCUGGGGAAGGGUACCCAAAACUUUCUGCAGCAUUGAAAGUCCCCAAGAACACAGUGGCCACCAUCAUUCUUAAAUUGGAACCACCAAGACUCUUCCUAGAGCUGGUCGCCCGGCCAAACUGAGCAAUCGGGGGAGAAGGGCCUUGGUCAGGGAGGUGACCAAGAACCAGAUGGUCACUCUGACAGAGCUCCAGAGUUCCUCUGUGGCGAUGGGAGAACCUUCUAGAAGGACAACCAUCUCUGCAGCACUCCACUAAUCAGAUCUUUAUGGUAGUGUGGCCAGACUGAAGCCACUCCUCAGUAAAAGGCACAUGACCGCCCGCUUGGAGUUCGCUAAAAGGCACCUAAAGACUCUGACCAUGAGAAACAAGAUUCUCUGGUCUGAUGAAACCAAGAUUAAACUCUUUGGCCCCAAUGCCAAGCGUCACGUCUGAAGGAAACCUGGCACCAUCCCUACGGUGAAGCAUGGUGGUGGCAGCAUCAUUCUGUUGGGAUGUUUUUCAGCGGCAGGGACUGGGAGACUAGUCAGGAUAGACGGAACGAUAAACAGAGCAAAGUACAGAGAGAUCCUUUAUGAAAACCUGCUCAGGACCUCAGACUGGGGCGAAGGUUCACCUUCCAACAGGACAACGACCCUAAGCACACAGCCAAGACAACGCAGGAGUGGCUUCGGGAUAAGUCUCUGAAUGUCCUUGAGUGGCCCAGCCAGAGCCCGGACUUGAACCCGAUCGAACAUCUCUGGAGAGACCUGAAAAUAGCUGUGCAGCAACGCAUACCCAUCCAACCUGACAGAGCUUGAGAGGAUCUGCAGAGAACAAUGGGAGAAACUCCCCAAAUACAGGUGUGCCAAGCUUAUAGCGUCAUACCCAAGAAGACUUGAGGGUGUAAUCGCUGCCUGUUUUUGCUUGUUCAUUAUGGGGUAUAUUGUGUGUAGAUUGAGGAUUUAAAAUUUAAAAGAAAAUCCAUUUUAGAAUAAGGCUGUAACGUAACAAAAUGUGGAAAAAGUUAAGGGGUCUGAAUACUUUCAGAAUAUACUUUUAUUUGCCUUAUUUAAUAGCAAAAAAAAAUCACUGAGAAAUUGAUAUUUUAAUGUAAUGUGAUUUGGGUAGGAAUACAUAUUGACAUGUUGUCUUGCUCCUCUCCAGUCUACGGUGAUGGUGUUACGGAACAUGGUGGGGCCGGAGGACAUCGAUGACGACCUGGAGGGUGAGGUGACAGAGGAGUGCGGCAAGUUUGGUGCCGUCAACCGGGUCAUUAUCUACCAGGAGAAGCAGGGGGAGGAGGAGGAUGCCGAGAUCAUCGUCAAGAUCUUUGUGGAGUUCUCCAUGGUCUCAGAGAUGAACAAGGCCAUCCAGGCGCUCAACGACCGCUGGUUUGGGGGUCGCAAGGUCAUUGCGGAGGUCUACGACCAAGAGCGCUUCAACAGUAGCGACCUCUCCGCAUAAACUGUCUGAAAUGGUCGCCCAACACCCAUCCCAUACCCGUUGCUCAAACUCACUUCAGCCACUGUCACUGCUGCUAGAGAUUUGGGCCUCUUUUUAAAAUGUAAUAUUUUUUUUUAUUGAUGUUGAUGUUAAUAUUAAUAUUAUUAAUGGCCUCUUUUGAGGGAUUGGUUAAGAAAAGAAUAUUUGCACCUCAUGGAUUUUGUUUUGUCACCUACUGUGAAGACUUUUGAUUUAUUUUGUAUUAUUUGCGGGUUUUUUUGUUAUCAAAUUGAGAAGUCAUUAGGUUACCCCCAUUUUAAGUUGUCAGGAUUCUUUAAACACCGUUUUUAGAGCUAUUGGUUCCCGUUUACCCACAAAAAUAAAUUCUUCAACUAUGUGAAUGUCUGUUGUGAAUUUCUUAUGGGUUUGGGAAGGAAAAAUCUGAUUUCAAAUAAUAUUCCACAUUUCUAGACAUUUCAACAGAACUUAGUCAUUUCAGUUGAAAUUUCAAUUAUUAAAUAUACAGUAGCUAUGACUGCAAUUAUUGACCUUUGGCUCUGAAGACCACUAAUGAAUAUUUAAUUUUUGUCAGCAUCACUGGUUUGGGGAAAAAAAAAUUCCUCAAGUUUUUAUAAAGUGAGUUCAAUCAAUUUAGAUACAGUAUGUGCAUAGACAUGCAUUGAACACAUUUGAAUGAGAUCUGUUAUUGUGUUUUAUCAAGUUUCUGUUUAUGGAAUUCUCAAAGUUUUAUAAAGCUUUUUUUAUUUAAAACUUG